This is a messenger RNA of Penicillium daleae, 1398 nucleotides long. RefSeq lists its product as uncharacterized. The coding region runs from base 1 to 1398 and encodes 465 amino acids. Gene Ontology annotation, molecular function: protein binding. The transcript has 4 exons. NCBI's taxonomy places the organism in Eukaryota, Fungi, Ascomycota, Eurotiomycetes, Eurotiales, Aspergillaceae. The record is from RefSeq and is a predicted model, not a curated record.
AUGAAGUACGCGCUAGCUACUGCGGCAUACUUGAUCUCCCUUGCGGAGUGUUUGUCCCUGCCUCCACUUAUUCCUUCUAUUCCUGGGGUCACCGAGCCAUUGACUACCAAUGCACCUCCUCUCCCAAUCUUGCAAGUUCCCACUCCUCCACUGGAAAGUCCUCCUUUUACUCCAAGUGAUAUCAAGCCCAAGAAGAUUGGUUACUUCUGGACUGGCUCGGGUGACAAGUUCCAUAAGGACUUUCUAGCCACAUACAGCUUGGAUGAUGAUACCUUCGGAACCCUUCUGUGGGUGACUGAUGUGCCAUCCAGCGGUAAUGACCCUCACCACUUGGGACCUUCUCUUGAUGGAAAGACCUUGUUUGGUGGCGGUCUGCUCUCCCUGUUGAAGACUCAGAAAUCGAAGGACACUGGGUUCUACUUUGAUACCACCGACCCAUACCGUCCCAAGUUCCUGAAGAGCAACCGUGCAAUUCUUUCGUCUAUCGCUGAUGAAGUCCGUGCCAAGCCUGACGGUGGUUUCUUCAUCACGUACAUGGGCUCUGCCGUGGGAACCACCCCUGGUCGUCUGAUUGAAACUGAUGCCAACUUCGACAUCAUCCACGAGUGGCCUGAGGAUGUGGAUGGUACACUCAACAUCCUCGGAGAGCAGUUCUCUCCUCACGGCUUGAGCAUUGACUGGAAGAACAAGCUCAUCCUCACUUCGGACUUUGUGGAGCCCAUUUCUAUUCUUAAGCCUACCACUGGUGUCCGCCAUGCCAACACUCUUCGUCUCUGGGAUCUCGAUAGCCGCAAGAUCAUCAACACCCUGACCAUUCCUGAUGGUGGUGGUAUCCAAGACGUCAAGUUCAUUCCCAAUCACCCUGAAGCUGCCGCUCUCGCUACUGCCGUCCACCUCGGCCAGGUCUGGGUCAUCUACCCCCUUCGCAAGGAUGCCAACGGCAAGCAGGGUGUUGUUGAGCAGCUCUACGAUCUUGGUCCCAAGGCCCGUGACACUGUCGCUAUCUAUACCGACAUCAGUCAGGACGGUCGUUUCUUCUACCUGACCCUCACAACCGCCAACCACAUCGCCGCCCUGGACAUCACCGACCUGAACAACGUCAAGCGCCUGGAUAACCCCGACGAGGACCAACCCACGGUGGGUCCCCACUACGUCAAGGUCACUCCGGACCAGAAGCAUCUGGUAGUCACCGAUUACUUUGUUCAGACCGGCGAGAUCGGCAUCAUCAAUACCCCUGCUGACUUCAAGGCGCUGUACAUUGAUAUCAAUGAUGAUGGUAGCCUGAACUUCAACCGGACUAUCGACUUCAGCAAGGAGUUCUCGAACCGUGGCGGUGCUAAGCCUCACUCCAGUGUCAUCUUUGAUUUGACUGACCCCGAUCACCCCCUGUACUACUAG